CUGCCAUCCGCUACAACGCGCUGCUACUUUUCCCCAAACACAUCUCUACACAGCAAACGUACACGAUUUAAUCUAUCGGAUACAAUUAUUGUGUUAUUACCAACCACCCAACAACAACAACAAACUACAAAACCUCAUCUAUUUUAUAUAUAUAAUUUUUAAAACCUCCUCCUACCAAAUUAUAACAAUGAUUUCCAACACCCAAUUAAAUACCUCUCAAAAUAUUCUUGAUGAUGAAGAUUUCCUCUCUAACUAUGCUGAUGAUUUCCUAUUUGAUGAUAUUACCACUUCUGACGAUCAACAACAACAACAAACUAAUGAACAACAAAACACCAACAAUAAGAAUCUUAUUGUUGUUUUAAAACAAGCUAAAGGAAGAGAUGACCAAUUUGAAUCAGUCUUUCCUCCAUCCCUAUUGUGCCAUCCAUACAAGUAUGAUUUAAAGGUCACUGGAGAAUUAGAAAACAACCAACAAGCUAAAUUAAAUUUGAAUCUUGUUGAUGCUGAAACCCUAACUGUACCAAAUGUUACUCUUCCAAAUAAGAAGAUUGUUGAAGGUGUUUCUGUUGAACAAAUUGAAGAAGUUGGUCCUAAUGAAAGAAUUAUCCGUUUCACUUUUAAUUUGUGUUCUUUCCACUUUAAGAGAAGACCUUUCAAGUUAGAAUUGACCCAAGUUAUUGGAACCACUUCAAAGAGAUUAUUCUUGAGUAAUUCAUUCCAAACAUUUGCCAGACGUAGAGAACAUCACCAAAGUUUCAACAGUACCAAGACUUCCAACAGUGAUAAACAACAAACUCAAUCCAAUGCUCCACUCACCCCAGAUUCUAGUAGUAAUAGUAGCAAUAGUACAUUGAUGCAAUCACCAAAGAUGGAGAAGAAGGGUGUUAAACGUUCAAUUUCAUCUGUUUCUACAACUCAUUAUCCAAUUAAUAAGACUCGUAACGUUGCCCCUACUUCACCAAGCUCAUCAAUGGGAUCUCCAACUAUUCUCAAUCCACACUUUGCUGCUCAAUUCCCAAUUGUUUAUCCUGCAAUGUAUCAUCCAGAUAUGAGUCAACAAUUUGCUUUGCAAUAUGCUCCAAAGAUGCAAAUGCCACUCUUUGUUCCACCACAAUGGGCUGCUUAUCCAACUAAUACAAUGGUCUUUGGUUCUCCACACACUUCUCCAGUUUCCCCACCAUCAAAUGCUAUUCCACAACAAGAAAAGUCAAACGAUAUUUUGGGUACUCUUAUUACUGGAGAUUGUUCUGACAAAAAGGCCUACAUGAAGAAGGAACAAAAGAUUAUUCACCAUACUCCACUUAAUUUUGUUCACGCUAUUCCAACAGCCCCUGUGAUGGAAACAUCUGAAAGAGCAUCUAUUGCAAUUCAAUUCCUUCAAUCAUUGACUCCUGUUGAAAGACAAACCGUCUCAAUGUUCAUGCAUGGUUCUCAAGCUCUUUAACUUGUACAAAAUCUAACUUUUCAAAUAUAAUCAUCACUCCCAACCAUUGAGAGAUUACUAACAGAAGAAAGAGAGGUGUCUUCUACAGUAAUACCAUCAUUGUUUCCCUUCCCUUUAUAUAUUUUUAAUAUUAUCCAUUUAUUUAUAUUUAUAUAUUUGGGAUAUCUAUGAAUGGACUCUUCUGGUUGCUCCUUCCAAUCAUUUUAUUUUCCUCAAUACAAGUCUCCUUCUCCCCUUUGUUGAGAAAUGAGAGACAUGUUAAUGAGUAGAGAAUUUAAUGAAGAUGAGAGUUCAACCAAAAUUGAGACCUUCAUAGUGAUUCCCUCCUUUUAUAUACCAUUUAAAGCAGUAGUUGUUAGUAGCAAAGAGAAUGAACCAAUAAAAGAUUUAGUAUUGGCUUUGUUUAAUCAU
Messenger RNA from Naegleria gruberi, 1855 nucleotides. RefSeq lists its product as uncharacterized. The transcript has a single exon. Lineage: Eukaryota; Heterolobosea; Eutetramitea; Acrasida; Naegleriidae. The coding region runs from base 188 to 1444 and encodes 418 amino acids. The record is from RefSeq and is a predicted model, not a curated record.